Messenger RNA from Amaranthus tricolor (Joseph's coat), 906 nucleotides. RefSeq lists its product as uncharacterized. The record is from RefSeq and is a predicted model, not a curated record. The coding region runs from base 1 to 906 and encodes 301 amino acids. The transcript is spliced from 6 exons. Lineage: Eukaryota; Viridiplantae; Streptophyta; Magnoliopsida; Caryophyllales; Amaranthaceae.
AUGGCUAGAAAGCAGCUACUCAAUGAGUCUAGGGGGCCAAAGGAGGCGGAUAAUCAAAUUUCUGACGUUCAAAGACCACUGGAAUAUGGGUCAAGGAAUUAUGUUACCACAGAAGAUGUAGGAGAAGCUCUCAAAAAGAUUGGGAGAACAAAGGCAGUCGGGCCAUAUAACAUUCCGAUUGAGCGGAAAAUAGAGAGGAGUGGAACAGCACCAGUAGAUGAACCAGAGGUGUCCAUUGAUGAAGCAGUUGUUAAAAGUAUGACCAAGUUGAAGUAUUUGGAAUUGAUCAUUCAAAGGGAUGGGGAGAUUGACGGAGAUGUAAAUCAUCGUAUACAAGCGGGUUGGCUCAAGUGGCGAGCAGCCACCGCGGUGCUAUAUGAUAUGAAAUUCCAAAGAAAGUUAAAAGGACAAUUCUACCGGGCAGCAAUCAGACCUGCUCUGCUAUAUGAGACCGAAUGUUGGCAUGUAAAGAAGAUGUUUGAACAUAAGAUGGAAGUAACAGAAAUGCGUAUGCUAAGGUGGAUGUGUGGGCACACAUUGAUUGAUCGAAUUAAGAACCAAGAGUUGAGGGACAAAUUAGGGGUAGCCCCUAUUUUUGGAAAAAUGCGCGAAAAUAGAUUGAGGUGGUUUGGACAUGUACAGAGAAAGACUUUCGUCGCCCCUAUGAGGAGGGUAGAAAGCAUUAUAGUAGAGGGUAAGAGGAGUCGAGAAAGACCCAGGAGAACUUGGGAUGAGCAAAUAAAAGUUGACUUACAUGAGUUAAACCUCUUUGUGGGCCUUACUAGGGAUAGGGAUAUGUCUCCUUAUCUUUCUCGAAUCGGGGGACUUCUUUGGUCGCGCUCUCCUUUAUGGGAAUUGGCGACCACCAUUUUAGUCGCUGGUUGGUCGCCAACUGCAACGACAUGA